GUGAGGAGGCCUCCGCGGCCCCGCGCGCGACGCGGCUCGGGACCGCCUCCUGCUCUCCUCAGUCGGUGCGAUGGCCGCCAGCUCCCGGACAGCUUCGGGCUGGGGACUAUUGUCAUUUACGGAUAUAUCUAUGGAGUUGUCCUUGGAGGAAUGGCAGCUUCUGGACUCUGCACAGCGACACUUGUAUAGGGAGGUGACCCUGGAAAACUACAGCAACUUGUUAUCAGUGGGAUAUCAUGGUACUAAACCUGAUUUAGUCUUCAAGUUGGAGCAUGGAGAAGAGCCAUGGGUUAUAAAUACCAAAAUGUCCACACAGAACUGUCCAGAAGGCUGGGAAGAUUGGUACCAGAAAAAUCAAGAUGAGCUUGAAAGUAUUGAGAGAAGCUAUGCUUGUAAUAUGAUUGGAAAACUUCAUCUGAGCAAAUCCCAUGUUUCUUCAAGGCAAAGACUCCCUAAGUCUAACAUACAGGGGGAAUGUUUGACACAAAACUUGGGUUCAAGCGGAAACUUAAGAAAGAAUCCUAAUAAGUUUCAUAGUAAUGAAGAGUCAUAUUUUCUUAAGCAUCAAAGUGCUUAUAGCAUAGAGAAGAGCUGUGUGUGUAAAGAAUGUGGGAAAGCUUUUCGUUGUAAAUCACAGCUCAUUGUACAUCUCAGAAUUCAUACAGGGGAGAGACCUUACGAAUGCAGUAAAUGUGAAAGAGCCUUCAGUGCCAAGUCAAAUCUUAAUGCUCAUCAGAGAGUUCACACAGGAGAAAAACCCUACUCAUGUAGUGAAUGUGGGAAAGUCUUCUCUUUCAGGUCACAACUCAUAGUACACCAGGAAAUUCACACAGGAGGGAAACCGUAUGGUUGCAAUGAAUGUGGGAAAGCGUACAGUUGGAAAUCUCAGCUUAUUUUACAUCAAAGAAGUCAUACAGGAGUCAAACCUUAUGAGUGCAGCGAAUGUGGGAAAGCCUUUAGUUUAAAGUCUCCCUUUGUUGUACACCAGAGAACUCACACAGGAAUGAAACCUCAUAAGUGCAAUGAAUGUGGGAAAGCCUUUAGAAGUAAGUCCUACCUCCUUGUUCACAUCAGAAUGCACACAGGAGAGAAACCCUAUCAGUGUACGGAUUGUGGGAAAGCCUUCAAUAUGAAGACACAACUAAUUGUGCACCAAGGAGCUCAUACUGGAAACAACCCUUAUCAGUGCAGUGACUGUGGCAAGGCCUUUGGGAGAAAGGAGCAGCUCACUGCUCACUUGCGAGCCCAUGCUGGGGAGAAGCCUUAUGGGUGCAGUGAGUGCGGGAAGGCUUUUAGUAGCAAGUCGUACCUUGUCAUACACAGGAGAACACACACAGGAGAGAGGCCCUAUGAGUGUAACUUAUGUGAGAGAGCCUUCUGUGGGAAAUCACAGCUAAUUAUACACCAGAGAACUCACUCCACAGAGAAGCCCUAUGAAUGCAGUGUGUGUGAAAAGGCCUAUCCUAGGAAGGCAUCCCUUCAGAUACACCAGAAAACUCACUCAGGAGAGAAACCUUUUAAGUGCAGUGAGUGUGGGAAAGCCUUUACUCAGAAGUCCUCUCUCAGUGAACAUCAGAGAGUUCACACGGGAGAGAAGCCAUGGAAGUGCUCUCAAUGUGGAAAAUCCUUCUGUUGGAACUCAGGACUUCGUAUACAUAAGAAAACACAUAGAGAAAUUCAAGUACUGAAAUCAAAGACUUUUUCACAGGAGCUGAUGCUAUAGAGACUCAGAAACGAUUAUUCAGAUGGAAUUAAAAGCAGUGGGUCCUAUCACGUAAGUUGUAUAGGAGAGACCAGGCAUACUUGAGUAAGUUGAAAAAACUGUAAUCAAAAUAUUUGUAGGGCUGUCCUUGGAAGGAGGCUUAGUGGUAGAGCACUUGCCUUGCAUGCAUGAGGC
This is a messenger RNA of Dipodomys ordii (Ord's kangaroo rat), 1897 nucleotides long. RefSeq names its product zinc finger protein 26 (gene Znf26). Lineage: Eukaryota; Metazoa; Chordata; Mammalia; Rodentia; Heteromyidae. Gene Ontology annotation, molecular function: DNA-binding transcription repressor activity, RNA polymerase II-specific. The record is from RefSeq and is a predicted model, not a curated record. Gene Ontology annotation, biological process: negative regulation of transcription by RNA polymerase II. The transcript has 4 exons. Bases 71 to 1723 code for a protein of 550 amino acids.